AGAGGUACAACCUGGUGAGCUAAGCGUAAGGGAUUCUAGAACCUCGGCUCCCGAAUUGCGGCCAGGACACGGAUAUCAGCUCCCUAAGGAUGCUUAGUGCCACCAUCCUGUGCUUCCUCCUGGGAGCAUUCAGCUUCCUGAGCACUGGGGCAGAAGAGCAUGUGGACAGCCACGGCCAUGCUGGUGUUCGCCUGGAUAAGAGCAUGGUACAAGACAAAGAGCAUAUCAUGGAGCACCUAGAGGGUGUCAUUGAGAAAACUGAGUUGGAGAUGUCUCCCCAAGAACUGCAGCUGCAUUACUUCAAGAUGCAUGAUUACGAUGGCAAUAAUUUGCUUGAUGGCCUAGAACUCGCUACUGCUAUCUCUCAUGUCCAUAAAGAGGAAGGAGAGGACCAGGCAUCCGUCAUGAAGGAAGAAGAACUGAUGAACUUGAUUGAUGAAGUUUUAAGUGAUGAUGAUAAGAACCGUGAUGGCUACAUUGACUAUGCUGAAUUUGCAAAAUCCAUGGAAUAGAAAUCCAUUGACAAUCUGCUAGUUAUAAGCAAAUGUGACCCAGUAAAAUGUGAUCGAAUGCUUGCCGUAUUGCAGGAUAGUCAUACUUUUUGAAGGAUGAGACCCUGUAGCAACUUGUUACUUUGGGGUGAAUGUAGAAACUUUUCGGCAGACAUGACUCAAAAUUGAUGAAACUGCAUCCCACUCCUGAAUUCAUGUUUAACUUCUUAACAUACAAGCACUUUUGACAGUGGUUUGUCAUUGAGGUGUGGGUGCUUAGAAGUUCAGUUUUGAAUGUAGGAUGCUACCCGACUCUUGGUUUUAAAGUUAUCUGAAAAUCUUGUCAAAUGAAUACUUUUUUCAUGUGAUCAGGGAAACUUCAUAUGACCUAGGAAACGAAUGGUGGCCCAGACAUAAACCCGGCCGAAUAUUUAUCUACCCCACAUGUCCUCGUUUAAUCAGUGUUCUCUAUAGCUCGCCCAGUACAGAUGGUUGCUUGCUGUAGGCAGGCGGCUAUUUGCAAGGAUGUUUAUAGCUACAAACAUUAGAAAGGAAUGUUUGCCAAAUACUGAAUUCAACUCUUAAUAGAGCCUAUUGAUGAAAACAGUUUUGACUUGGGUGUAUAUAACCCUUAAGUUGACCUCAGCAUUUAAGCUUUUCAGUCUUUCAAUAUUUUACAGGACUACUGCCACAUCUCUAUACUUUAUUUUUGUGAUUAUUUUUUAACAUUAUAUUCAACCUGGGGGAGACCUUGAAUGAAUGUAACGUGUUUCUUUGCUCCAAACAAUGUCAAAAAUGUUAACAUUGUUAAUGUUUGUAUUUAACACUAAUUUCCAGAGUUCCAUUUUAUGGUCUAGGAACUAUAGGUGAAAUGUAAAAACUCUUACAGGGGAUAUAUAAAAUACAAUUCUCGAUAAUCUAACCUGCAUCAGAAUGAAAAAAGAUUAUACUGCCAGUUAAGGGUUAGUGAGAUACCUUAACAUCUUAACUAGGUAGAUAUCAUAAGGAAAGUUUAAAAUUGUUUAAGUGAGCUUUCCUGGUCUAGAGAAAACUUGAAUUCUUUCAGAUGAGUAAAAAAGGCCUAGGGUCCUUUGAGCUUCGCAGGCUCAACAGUAUUUGAAAAGAAAGACAAUGGCACUGAGACAGAAAGCACUGUUGUCUCAGUUCUACUUUGGACUAGAUUGAUGUUCUGUGUUAAAUGGCUUUAGAAAACCAGAAAUGAUGUCAUUAUUGUAAGUUUUAGGAAAGGAAUCUGAUUACUGAAAUGUGUUCUAAGAUGUUCAGAGAACUAUUUUCUAUAUUAAAGUAUUCCUAAAAGAAAACUGUGUUCAUAAAAAUGGUUUCCUGUGUCGAGUGUUUGUACAAUCAGAGCUAAGUUGUAAACUAUUCUUGUAAUAUCUAGUUAUUUUGAAAGAUUUGUAUAAUGGAUUAUUCUGGAUAUAUGAGUAAUAAAGAUGAUGAAAUUCAGUA
Molecule: messenger RNA, 1961 nt
Organism: Gracilinanus agilis (Agile Gracile Mouse Opossum)
Lineage: Eukaryota; Metazoa; Chordata; Mammalia; Didelphimorphia; Didelphidae
Gene: MCFD2
Product: multiple coagulation factor deficiency 2, ER cargo receptor complex subunit
Exons: 4
Coding region: 90-512 (140 amino acids)
Molecular function (GO): calcium ion binding
Source: RefSeq, a predicted model, not a curated record